Molecule: messenger RNA, 741 nt
Organism: Sugiyamaella lignohabitans
Lineage: Eukaryota; Fungi; Ascomycota; Dipodascomycetes; Dipodascales; Trichomonascaceae
Gene: SHY1
Product: Shy1p
Exons: 1
Coding region: 1-741 (246 amino acids)
Biological process (GO): mitochondrial respiratory chain complex IV assembly
Cellular component (GO): membrane; mitochondrion
Source: RefSeq, a predicted model, not a curated record
AUGCCGGUGAUCUCGUUUGGUCUGGGUACAUGGCAGGUCAAGAGAUUGAAAUGGAAACAGGAUCUGAUUGCACGAGCCGAGAACAGUCUGGCUCUGCCAACACUGCCGCUGCCGCCAGUGGUGAACCCGAGUAUUGCGGAUAAAGAGUUUGAUUUCCGAAGAGUCACUGUUACUGGAACGUUCCGACACGACCAGGAAAUGCUCGUGGCACCUAGAUUAUAUGAAGGUGAAGACGGAUACUAUGUUCUGACUCCGUUAGAACGGAAGAAUGGGUCGAAACUGCUGAUAUUCCGAGGCUGGAUUGCCAAGAGAUUUAAAGAACAAUCAUCGCGACCAGAAUCACUUGUUCAGGGCGAGCAGACUAUUGAGUGUAUGUUGAGACAAAAACCUGCCAAGAAUUUUUUCACACCACCUGAUGAGCCAGAGAAGGGCAACUAUUACUUCAUGAGUAUUGACGACAUGGCUGCCAGUACCGGAAGUCAACCUGUAUAUAUCCAAGCACUUGAGAACCUGACAUACGACGGUCGCGAAGUGUACCCCGAGAUUCUCGUUCGUCGAGGAAUUCCUAUUGGCAAGCCUCCUAAAGUGGAGUUCCGCAACACCCAUUUCCAGUACAUCGUCACCUGGUACGGGCUGUCGGCACUCACCACGGCCAUGCUCUUCAUCCUGUUCAAACAGCGCCAGGCGCCCAAAUUCAGCACCAGCUCGAAACUGGCCCACGCUCGCAGUCUCGAUCGAUAG